Molecule: messenger RNA, 1461 nt
Organism: Cuscuta campestris
Lineage: Eukaryota; Viridiplantae; Streptophyta; Magnoliopsida; Solanales; Convolvulaceae
Source: the annotation of a GenBank genome assembly
GAAAUUCAAAAAAAAUAACCGUUGGGCACCAAAUUAAAUGCCCAACAGCUAUAUUUUUGAAUUCAAACGGCCCUCCACCUCUCUCCCUAUAUAUUCCUAUCACCUUGGCCAUUUUUUCACACUUUCAACUUCACAAAUUGCAUUCCUUUAGCAUAAUCUUCAUAAAUUCUUCAUAAUUUUCUCUCUUUUGUCUCAAUGGCCGGAGGAAAAUCUAAGAGCAAGGCCUCCAAGAAGAAGACCAACGUCGAAGCAACGUCCUCUGCGCCCCAGCAGUUUCCAUACCUGGACGGAUCCUUCCUCGAAUUUGGCUCAGAGGAAGAACUUACUCGAUUCAUCACCCACUUCGCCAAACGUCCCAUCUCACCGCUAAGGGUGCUGCCCGAGCUGUUCCCUCAACAGAAGGGAUACUACGACCUUGACAACCAACUUAAGGAGUCGGGGCUGCCCACCCGCGGUGACGACAUCGCGACAUAUGGUGGCGAUGAUUGGAUUCUCAACAACGAGGCGGUGGUCAUCCGAGAGCUUGGAAUCACCAACCUCAUCCGUCACAGCGGCGCACCAACCAUCCACUCAGCCCCGCCGGAAAAGCGUCUUCUACUCUACAUCCUCACCCGGAUUCUUUGCCCCCGGGACGGUAGCCACACCUGUCUCUUCAACGAGGAUCUCAAGGCCGUUCAUGCUAUCACCCAUGGCGCCUCGAUCAAUUGGGCAAAAUUCGUCAUGAUUCACAUGGCGGAUUGCGCCUCCAUCACCACCGAGCGGAGCUUGCCAUAUGCCUUCCUCGUCAUGGAUCUCAUUGUUGCCUCCGACAUCCACAUCACCGGCCCGGACACGAAGAUGACGAAGAUUUGGAUCAUCCAAGAUAGCACCUUCCGGAAGAAGUCUGGUGACAGAACCGGGGCAGGACCCAGUCGGGCUCCAGCCCUCGCUCCCGCCAAAGCCUCUUUACAGUCCAUAGCCGAUACCCUAAAUCGGCUAACCAUCACCGUGGAUGGCAUGGGCCAGUACCUGGAAAGGAUGGACUGGACGCUGCAACACCAACACCACGACAUGACGGCGUUCUUCCGUGGCAUCAACUACGUCCCGCCGCCCUUUGACACCACCUUCCUUGGCCAGAACUAUGAAGGCGAGGACGAGGAGGAUAACUCCUAUGCUCCGUCCUCCUCCCCCGACGAAGCCGACUUUGAGGAUGUGGUCGACGGGGACCCCAUGGACGUCGAGGACGACGAAGAAGACGAUGACGCCGAGGAAGAGGACGCCGAUGCCUAGACUCUUCCUUCUCUCCUUUCCCUACUUUAAUUGCAAUUCCUUUAUCUAUUUAAAUUCCGUUGUACGCAGCAUUUUCUCCUCUUUUAAUGAAUAAAAGUUUACUUUUAAACUCUAAAAGUUCACUUUAAAUUCUUUUUGUUAAUGUCAAAAGGGGGAAGAUAGCAAGGUUAUGCAUAAAUUGAGGGGUAAUCU